AUGUCUCUAGCCACCCUGGAUUCCGCCCAGUACCCCCAUCUCGCUACUGUCACUGCCACGCUCUUCUCGGCCAAGGCCGCCAAGCAGCUGAGCUUCGAGCAGAUCGCCCACCACAUCGGGCGCAAUGAAGUAGCUACCGCCGCCAUCUUCUACGGCCAGGCCAAGGCCUCGCCCGAAGAUAUCCAGAAACUCGCGUCGCUUCUGCAGAUCCCCGCGGGCCCGCUGGAGGAGCAGCUGAGUGGGUUCCCGGACCGGGGCCGUUCAGUGGAGAUGCCGCCCCGGGAGCCUCUGAUCUAUCGGCUGUAUGAGAUUGUGCAGAACUAUGGCUAUGCGUAUAAGGCGGUGCUGAAUGAGAAGUUUGGAGAUGGGAUCAUGAGUGCCAUUGCCUUCUCAACCCGGGUGGAGAAGGAGACAGAUCCAGAGGGGAAUAAUUGGGCAGUGAUUACGCUGCGUGGGAAAUGGUGA
This is a messenger RNA of Penicillium lagena, 465 nucleotides long. RefSeq names its product putative cyanate hydratase (gene cyn1). NCBI's taxonomy places the organism in Eukaryota, Fungi, Ascomycota, Eurotiomycetes, Eurotiales, Aspergillaceae. The coding region runs from base 1 to 465 and encodes 154 amino acids. Gene Ontology annotation, molecular function: cyanate hydratase activity; DNA binding. The record is from RefSeq and is a predicted model, not a curated record. The transcript has 2 exons.